Molecule: messenger RNA, 1097 nt
Organism: Dreissena polymorpha
Lineage: Eukaryota; Metazoa; Mollusca; Bivalvia; Myida; Dreissenidae
Product: myosin-2 essential light chain-like
Exons: 6
Coding region: 134-577 (147 amino acids)
Cellular component (GO): myosin II complex
Molecular function (GO): calcium ion binding
Source: RefSeq, a predicted model, not a curated record
AUAGAGCAAGGGAGAUUACUGCUUAAAUGUUUCGAGUUUUCCGACAAAUACACAAUUUAUGAAUCACUUCCGGUUUAAAUUGUACAAAUAUUUCAAACUUGUUUGGGUGUGACCAAAGAGAAAAAUCGUCAACAUGGCACAAAUGAGUGAAGAUCAGAUGGGUGAUAUCUUGGAGGUUUUUAACCUUUUUGACAACAAAGGGGAUGGCAAGAUCAGUGCAAGUCAGCUGGGUGACUGUCUUCGAUCCCUCGGUCAGAACCCGACAGAGUCAGAGAUCAGGAAGUGUGGCUAUGCAACUAACCCAGAUGCAAGAAUCUCAUUCGAAGUGUUCCUGCCCAUUUUCCAAACCAUCAACCGCAGUCGUGAGCAACACAGUGCUGAAGACUUCACUGAAGGAUUCAAGAUGUUUGACAAGGAACAGAAUGGUUUCAUCACCUCGGCUGAGCUGAGACAUAUACUUACAUGCUUAGGUGAUAAACUGACAGAUGAGGAAUGUGACCAGCUAUUUCAAGGGAUGGAGGAUGCACAGGGCAAUAUCAAUUAUGAAGAGUUUGUCAAGAGCGUGAUGUCUGGUUGAGUCAUGAGGUCAUAGGUCAUCUCCUCCAGUCAGUAGCAAGCAGCUAUAGCUUGUAACCAUAGCAACAAUACAAACAAUGAACAUGUAGCUUUUUUAACAUUGUUGUGCAUGCCAAAUGUAUGUGUCUUCAGUACUAUGUAUCUUAUUGUAUUAAUGUUUAUUAAUUAUAAACGUUUUGAUAACGUAUACACACUUUCUAGUUGACUACACAUUCCAAGUUUGUCUCGGACCAUUUAAAUGGACAAUGUGCUAAGAAUGAUAUAUAUUGCUGAAAUUGAUUUUGCAUUAAAUACUAGAAGUUUGCGUUUGGUUUAAGAUAUUACCAGCAUAAAGAUUUUUACUUUCUAUGUAAGUGUGAUCAUAAUGUAGUUGGAUAGAUGGCAAAAUUGAAUUUUUUUGUUAAUAAAUGUUAGAACAAUCUCUUUUACUUUGUUGGACAUAUUGUGUCAUUUCGCUACUAAAGGCAUCAUAGUAUUUUUGUUAGUGUGAUUGUUCUAAAGAAUAAAGAAUUUUAAUACUG